Messenger RNA from Micromonas pusilla CCMP1545, 1212 nucleotides. RefSeq lists its product as uncharacterized. Gene Ontology annotation, molecular function: 6-phosphofructokinase activity; ATP binding. Gene Ontology annotation, biological process: fructose 6-phosphate metabolic process; glycolytic process. Gene Ontology annotation, cellular component: cytoplasm. The record is from RefSeq and is a predicted model, not a curated record. The annotation marks the transcript as partial. The transcript is spliced from 5 exons. Lineage: Eukaryota; Viridiplantae; Chlorophyta; Mamiellophyceae; Mamiellales; Mamiellaceae.
GCGUGGUCGGGGCGGUGGGCGACGCGCGCGGGGCCGCGGGAGACCAUCUACUUCGAUCCCUCCGAGGUCAAAGGCGCGUUCUCCGCGAUCGUGACGUGCGGCGGGCUGUGCCCCGGUCUGAACGACGUCGUUCGGCAGCUCGUGUUCACGCUCGAGGAGUACGGCGUGGAGGACAUCAAGGGCGUUCGGUACGGGUUCCGAGGGUUCACGGAGCAGAAGGGCGAGCUCGAGCGGCCGAUGAAGGCGCGUUCUAUCUCACACUGUCGGAUGGUCGAGACGAUCCACCUCGACGGCGGGAGCAUCCUCGGGAGCUCGCGCGGCGGGUCCGUGACGUCCGAGAUCGUCGACGGCAUCGCGGAGAUGGGCCUGGACUUUCUGUUCGUCAUCGGCGGCAACGGCAGCCACGCCGGCGCGCUCGCGAUCGAUAACCUGUGCAAAGAACGCGGCGUGUGUUGCGCCGUGAUGGGCACGAUCGACAACGACAUCCUCCUCCUCGACCGAACGUUCGGGUUCAACACCGCGGUGGACGAGGCGAUCAAGGCGAUCCGCUCCGCCGCGAUCGAAGCGCGAUCCGCGAUGAACUGCAUCGGUCUCGUGCGUCUCAUGGGUCGAUCGAGCGGCUUCAUCGCGAUGAACGCGAGCCUGGCGUCGGGCGAGGUUGACGUGUGCCUCAUCCCGGAGAUUAACACGCCGCUGGAGGGACCCGGCGGCGUCCUCGCGCACAUCAGGCGCGUGCUGAACAGGAAACAGCACUGCGUCGUCGUCGUCGCGGAGGGCGCGGGGCAGGACAUACUGGGGAAGAUUGGCGAGACGGACGCGAGCGGGAAUCCGGUGCUGCAGAACUUUGCGAAAUUUCUUCAAAACGAAAUCAACGCGGACAUGAAGGCGGAUCUCAGCGUGGACGUCAAGUACAUCGACCCGACGUACAUGGUCCGCGCGUGUCCCACGAACGCGUCGGACGCGAUAUACUGUUCCAUCUUGGGGCAAAACGCGGUCCACGCCGCGUUCGCGGGGUACAGCGGCGCGACCGUGGGGUUGUGUAACGGGCACUACGUCUAUCUCCCGAUUCCUCCGGUGAUCAAGUCGGCGCGCGAGGUGGACCCGGACGGGAGGAUGUGGGAGCGCCUCAAGCUGGCGAUCAAUCAGCCAGUUUUCUCGGGCGAGGGCGCCACCGAGGGGGACGGCGCGAAGAAGGCGAGCAAGGCGAGGUGA